AGAAGAAAAACAAAAAUCAAGAAGCGUGCUCGGAAAUCCAAAGCCAAAUUUGAAAUUACCUCAUGUGUUCGCGUUCUGGGUUGACCCACCCCUCCUUCCGUUUCCAGCACAAUCUCUAGUUUUUUUUUUCUUCGCUCUAUAGCCAAUUUGCAAUUGAAAUUGCAAUUUCACAAUCUCUCUCUCUUCUCGUGAGCUUUCUACGGUUUCGUCGAUCAACCCCUCUUGUUUUAUGGAGGUAUAGAUAGAUGAUGGGAAAACAUGUCUCAAGAGAGCACUUUCAACCCAGGGCGUGUUCUGGGAAGAAAGAGAAUUUAAAACAUACCGUGUUUAUUGAUGUAGAUGAUCAAGUUGAUGAUGUGGAUGUGGAUGUGACGAUCAUAGAUUACGAAGAGUUCAUGUCUAAAUUGCAUGGAUCUAGUGCGCCGAGUACAGACAGGGUAUGUACGCCACAGAGUGUUAUUAGCAUUGAUGAUGACGACAGCGACGAUGAAAGUGAUGAUGCAGAGAUUCCCGGAGUUGUUGCUGGAGGUGUUGGGGAAUUGGAUAGCGAUGCCUGUUCUAGUGAAAGGUCUUCUCCUGACCCAAGUGGCAUGCGGAAUUCUGUACACGUGGAUGUUGAUGAUGAUAGUGGUGUCUGUGAAAAGGUGACUGAAUCUGACAAGCUAAAAAGUAGGAAAGCAAGUUCUGCAAAUGGUAUUGGCGGAUGUCGCCAUGGUAUUGAUUGGGGUGACAGUGAGUCAUCAGAGAGUGAUUGCUCUGAUUGUGAACUCAUGGAUCGUGAACAGUGGGAAAAGAUUUCACUUAAGAGAAAGCGCAGUGCGUUUAAUGAUCAACCUUGUUAUGAUGAGCAUGGUAGUUCUUCUGGAUUACAUUGUAAUAAUAAUGUAUACGUUGAUGUUGAUGAGGAAAAUAUGACUGAAGAGAAUGCUGGAGGCCCAGCAUAUUCUGGUCCCACCCAUGGUGAAUAUGUUAAGGAGAAUCAAUCUUCCUUUUCUGUUAGAGGUGAUAGUCAAGUAGAUAAUCAAUCUUCCUUUCCUGUUAAGGGUGAUAGUCAAGUAGAAAAUUUUUUCAUGGAUUCUGAUGAGAAAGCCGAGUGGGAAACUUUUAAAUCUUCUUUGUUUGAAUCUACAGAGGAAAUGAAAUCAUUGCAUCAAAGUUCUGAUAUUGAGCAUGGAAGAAGUACUAGAAGCAAAGAUUUCUCUACCUACACCCAGUAUAAUAAUAACUACAAUUUCUGUAGAGCUGUUACUGGUGUUUCAAGGAGCCAAGAAGCAUGUGAAAGGCAGUUUAGCAAUACUGGAUCUACACUGAAGAGCAACUUAUUUGAUUUGAAUUCUGAAUGUGCCUCUGAUGAUGAAGGACAGGUUAAUUGUGAUGGGCUUGCUUCAAGUGAUCAAGAUUGUGGUCUUAUUGCUUCAAAUGAUCAAGAUUGUGGUCUUACUGCUUCAAAUGAGAAAGAUAUAAUUAAUGAAAGAGAAAAGCUUAAGGAGACUGAUGAAUAUAAACAAGCAAUGGAAGAGGAAUGGGCAUCUAGGCAGCGACAAUUGCAAAUUCAGGCAGAGGAAGCACAGAGGUUACGCAAAAGAAGAAAGGCUGAAAAGCGUUUACUGGAUAUGCAAAGAAGGCAAAAAGAACGCAUUGAAGAAGUGAGAGAGACACAGAAGAAGGAUGAAGAAGUUAUGAACCUGAAAGAGCAAUUGCGGGUUGAAAUACAGAAGGGGCUUAAUCAAUUGGAGAUGCGAUGCCAUGAUAUGCCCUCACUGCUUCGUGGCUUAGGAAUACAAGUAGGAGGAAGCUUUAUCCCUUUGCCAAAUGAGGUGCAUGCAGCCUAUAAACGUGCCUUGCUUAAGUUUCAUCCAGACCGUGCAUCAAAAACUGACGUACGUGCACAGGUUGAGGCUGAGGAGAAGUUCAAGCUCAUCUCUCGCUGGAAGGAAAAGUUUGCGAUGACUUCAUGUCACUAAAUGCUAACAACCGAAUAAAUAUGGUUGUUGGUAUUUGGUGUUUUAAUUGAAGUGUUUUUACUUCAAAGCUUAUUUGUUGGUAUUCUUAUCUAACUGUAUCUAUUAGUCUCCCCUCCUUUGCCCCCAAAAUUUACAGAAGAUAAUAGGUUAAUGGACUAGAAUAUGUGAAAGGUUUUAUUUCUUAUAAAAAUGCCAUUUUUUCCGGAUGGACAGUAUAAUUGAUAUUACUGUCCUCACCUUGAUA
Glycine soja is the source of this 2208-nucleotide messenger RNA. RefSeq names its product DNA ligase 1-like. The transcript has 5 exons. Lineage: Eukaryota; Viridiplantae; Streptophyta; Magnoliopsida; Fabales; Fabaceae. Bases 246 to 1964 code for a protein of 572 amino acids. The record is from RefSeq and is a predicted model, not a curated record.